AUGUUGGGACGGAGGGUUGUUGCAUAUGCACGAUGGCAGGUCCGCGUGGGGGACAAUCAUCUCAGAUCGAGAUGGUUGCAUUCGUCGGUGGCAUGUAGAGGUUUAUUAGAAAAGAGGGUUGAGGGUUCUUUGGUGAAGCCAUUGGGCGCGCAUAAAUGCAAAGUAUGGAGACGGGAUAUUGUUCUAGGGAGGAUUGGGUACUCUUCGGUUGCGGGGCAUGAAGGAGAAUCUCAGGCCGAGAAUGUAGCUACUGGGAGGGCAACGGAUGAAAUUUCUUCGACGAUAACAUCUGAAAAUGAAUUGGAGACUGUAUCAGAGGAAAUAACGACAUCAGAGACGGAAGGGGAAUCAGAAAUAAUAACAACUGCUGCAAUGACGGGGGGAGUCACAGAGCCGGUAUCAACAGCGGUCGAGGAAACGACUGAGAACGAAGUACCAGGCCGAUCUCACUCCGAUACAGAAAGUGCAUAUCUUGGAUCAGAUCCUCUGGGACUUCCAACCGAAGUUCCAGAAGUUCUAUCUUACCGCGACCCAAGUUCUCCAAUCCCAACGACUCCAAUACUUGACAACCUACCUCUCCCAGGUGCAGAAACCAAAAAAUCAUUCCCAUACUCAAUGCCCGAAACCUGCCCCGGCUGUGGCGCAAAAUCUCACUCAGGCGAUUUUCACGAACCAGGCUUCUACGGUCCGGAAGCCAAUAUGCCGACUCCUAAGUUCCCUUGGGAUCCAAAAUCACCGUUCCACGCUUCACCAAAACAGAAUCUAGAAACCAUUUACAAAGCUGCUUUAAGCCAGAUAUCUGAAGAAGUCAAAGAAAUUCUACGAGAAUCUAAUAUGAAACCACCAGUCGAUGAAGAGGAUGAGCCGAAAAUUCACAAAAAGAUCGACCGCCGGCAUCCAAAUAACCUCGUUAAGGACGAGGAAGUGCUCGAUGACUUUAUCCCUUACGAAAAUCUUCCAAGUCCUCAAUCGGCGGAGUCAGAAUCCUGGUUCGAGGCUUUAGUACCUGAGGACCCCGAACGCAAGGAAUUGGAAAUCCGAAGGAGAGCGCGGCAUACAAUUCUUUGCAAUAGAUGUCGGAGUCUACUUCAUUACCAAAACACAACCGUCCAAGGACCGGAUGCAACUUUCACUCAAGCAGCGGAGGUAAUCGCCAAGUCGCCGUUUAAAAGGAUACAUGUUUACCACGUCAUCGAUGCCGCAGACUUCCCGAUGAGCGUUCUCCCGAAUGCUAGAAAAGCGAUAUUGGCUGGACUAAACAACCUGAAAGAUGGAAAAAAGAAAGACGUUUCACUAUCCUUUGUUAUUACCAGGGCAGAUCUUUUGAUGCCAACAGAGCAGAAAGUCACAAGCCUGAUGACCUACAUCCGAAGAGUACUAAACAACUACCUAGACGACGCGGAUAAAGAAAAAACCUUAAAAGAUCUAAGAAUCGUCAGCGCAAAAAAUGGCUGGACCACAGAGAGGCUGAAAGACGAAAUUCGGGGGAGAAAGGGCGGUGUAGUCUUUCUAGGGAAGACAAACGUAGGAAAGAGCAGAUUGUACGAAGCAGUUUUCCCAAAGAGAGGGAAGAAAGAUUUGGCGGUGAAAAAGGGUUUUGGAAGAGGGGAUCUCGAAGAACAGGCAGAUUUCCUUGAAGAUGAUUUUGACUUUUAUAUUCAAAAUGGAAGGAGGGUUAAACACCCAGAGAUGCCUCUAGCGAGCAAGGUUCCGGGGACGACAGUCGGCCCCAUCGCUAUUGAUUUCGCAGCAGGGAGAGGACAACUAAUCGACCUACCCGGGUUUUCGAGGGGAGGCUUGAUGAAAUAUCUGAAACAAGACUACGUCAAACAAACUGUGAUGGUCGACAGAGUUAACCCUGAGAGGUACAUUGUACCCCCAGAAAAGACGUUCUUACUAGGCGGCCUAGUAACUGUACGACCAUUACAACCUGAGAAAGGUCGACCUGUUACACUAGAAGUAGCAGUAUUUUCGAACGUCCCCGGCCAUGUCGCGAAAGAAGAGAAGGUCGAGGGCUUCCUAAACCCCGAAUCUGAUUCUACAAGUCCGAAAAGAGACUUUUUAUGGGCAAGAAAGGCAGCAGUAGAAAGCUUUAAGUCCGCUGGUACCUUCAAACUCACAGACGAUGUUACAAAAAGAAGAAGUGGACCUCUAGUCGAAGGAAUGGGAGAGGAUCAUUUUAAGAAGGUGUCCUUCAGAGUCUAUGCCACAGAUAUUGUAGUGGAAGGCUUUGGAUGGCUGGAGAUAUCGGCGCAGGUUGGAAAGGAUGACCCUCAGCCGGAGAUUGAGGUUUUGUCACCAAACGGAGAGAGUAUACUCCAAAGAGAGACUAUGAAGGCAUACCAAGAAAAUUUGAAAUCUGGACCAAAGGCCGCGCCAGGAAGCCGACCGAAGAAGUCAAUGAGAGGUGCAAAGAAGGCACAGAAGAAAGAGUUCAGGAAACUAAAGAGUCAGGUCAAUCGAACGAUAUUGUGCACAUCAGUACACCAAGCAUCUAAGACGAGGUUGGCACCAGUGCAGUAUUAUGAGAGUCGUCGCGCUAAGACUGCUCCAAUAUAUUCCAACAGGCAAUUCCGGUCGCCCGUGUUGACCGGUCGUUAA
This is a messenger RNA of Orbilia oligospora ATCC 24927, 2601 nucleotides long. RefSeq lists its product as uncharacterized. The transcript is spliced from 2 exons. NCBI's taxonomy places the organism in Eukaryota, Fungi, Ascomycota, Orbiliomycetes, Orbiliales, Orbiliaceae. Bases 1 to 2601 code for a protein of 866 amino acids. Gene Ontology annotation, cellular component: mitochondrion. The record is from RefSeq and is a predicted model, not a curated record.